AACCAAUCUCUGACCUCAUUUAUCGCCUUCCCUUCUCCCUCUUUCCCAGGAACUCCAUUCCCCAUCUUCUUCUCUCACACCCAACUUCAAAAUUCGAACUCAAAACUCAAAUCAAAGCACUUCAUCUUCAUCGCAAUCCACAUCACAAAUCGCCACAAUUUCUUCUUCUUCUUCAUCUGAUCAGAACAUCUAGAGGAGGACAUCAAUCAUCCCCCUCCUGCCUUCUUCGCCAUUUCGGAGUUCGUUCCAUCAGAAUAUGAGCUCGCAUGUCCGAAAUGUGCGAAAGGACAGGCUUAGGUUUCCCGCAUCAAGUGCUCGACAAACGUGGGUACCGAGAGGAUCCACGACUACGACUACUACUACGACUACGACGACGGCUACUCAUGUGAACCAGCCAUUGAAUGUCGAUUUGAGCGAUAAUCGCGAUGGGCGAGAGUUAAAUUCUAGUCCGCAUCCAGUUAAUCGAGACGGAGGUAAUCAUGGUCCAAGGGUUCACAUGGGUCCUCGAAGGAAUCAAAGAAAAGACAAGGAAAAAGAUAAGGAGAAAAGUGGGGAUCAGGGUGUAAAGGAGUUGAGAAACUCCAAUUUGCCUCAGCUUGUUCAUGAAAUUCAGGAAAAAUUAACGAAGGGCACUGUUGAGUGUAUGAUUUGUUAUGAUAUGGUGCGGAGAUCUGCACCUAUAUGGUCUUGUUCAAGCUGCUUCUGCAUUUUUCAUUUAACUUGCAUCAAGAAAUGGGCUAGAGCGCCCACUUCUACCGACUUGGUAGCUGAGAAGAAUCAGGGGUUAAAUUGGCGUUGUCCUGGAUGCCAGUCUGUGCAGCUUACAUCCUCAAAGGAAAUUCGUUAUGUUUGUUUCUGUGGGAAAAGGCAGGAGCCCCAGUCUGAUUUGUAUUUGACGCCUCAUUCGUGCGGCGAACCUUGUGGCAAGCCACUUGAUCGGGAGAUGCUGAUUGCAGGUGGAAGUAAGGAGAAUCUUUGCCCCCAUAAUUGUGUCUUGCAGUGCCAUCCUGGUCCCUGCCCUCCUUGCAAGGCAUUUGCUCCGCCUCGUUUAUGCCCUUGUGGCAAGAAGUUGAUAACGACACGCUGUUCAGAUAGAAAAUCCACUUUAACUUGUGGUCAGCGAUGUGAAAAACUUCUUGACUGUGGACAUCACCGGUGUGAAAAAAUAUGCCAUUUGGGUCCAUGUGAUUCUUGUCAGGUUCUAAUUAGUGCCUCUUGCUUUUGUAAGAAAAAGAAAGAGCUUGUUCUUUGUGGAAGCAUAACUUUGAAGGGUGAAGUAAAUGCAGAAGAUGGCGUUUUCCCCUGUAGUUUGAUUUGCGGGAAGAUUCUUAAUUGCAGGAAUCAUUUCUGCAGUGAAAUUUGUCACCCAGGACCGUGUGGAGGUUGUGUUCUAGUACCGGACAUGAUUAAAACAUGCUAUUGUGGGAAAACGCCAUUGCAGAAGGAGCGGACAAGUUGUUUGGACCCGAUCCCAGUAUGUUCUGAGCUCUGUGAGAAACUAUUACCUUGUGGGAAGCAUCGUUGUAAGGAUGUCUGUCAUGCUGGGGAUUGUGCACCUUGCUUGGUUCAAGUUGUGCAAAAAUGCCGAUGUGGAUCGACCUCUCAAAAUGUGGAAUGCUAUAAGACUUCCAGCCCAACUGACAUAUUCACUUGUGAAAAGCCCUGCGGAUGGAAGAAGAAUUGUGGAAGGCAUAGGUGCAGUGAGAGAUGCUGUCCUCUUUCGAACUCGAGCUAUAGUCAUUCAGGAGACUGGGAUCCACACUUUUGCGUAUUGAGGUGUGGGAAGAAACUAAGGUGUGGCCAGCAUUCUUGUGAAUCACUGUGUCACAGUGGCCACUGCUCUCCAUGUCCCGAAACAAUCUUCACUGACUUGACAUGUGCUUGUGGUAAAACUUCAAUUCCUCCACCAUUGCCCUGUGGAACGCCACCUCCAUCGUGUCAACUCCCGUGUUCAGUCCCUCAGCCAUGCGGCCACUCCUCUACACAUAGUUGCCACUUUGGUGAUUGCCCACCCUGUACAGUUCCAAUAGCCAAGGAGUGCAUUGGUGGACAUGUAGUUCUUAGGAAUAUUCCUUGCGGUUCGAGGGACAUCAGAUGCAACAAGCUAUGUGGGAAGACUAGGCAAUGUGGGAUACAUGCCUGCAACAGAACUUGUCACCCACCGCCAUGUGACACCUCUGCUGGAUCCGAUUCGGGUCAGAAAACUUCCUGUGGACAGACAUGCGGUGCUCCUCGAAGAGAUUGUAGGCAUACAUGUACUGCACCAUGUCACCGGUCUGCUCCUUGCCCCGAUGCGAGAUGUGAAUUCCCUGUCAUCAUCACUUGUUCAUGUGGCCGAAUCACAGCAUCAGUUCCUUGCGAUGCAGGAGGAAGCGGUACUGGUUUUAAUACUGAUACUCUGUAUGCUUCAAUUAUCCAAAAAUUACCUGCUCCUCUUCAACCGAUUGAGGCAACCAGCAAAAAGGUUCCUCUAGGACAGAGAAAGCUGAUGUGUGAUGACGAAUGCUCUAAGCUAGAAAGGAAACGGGUUCUUGCUGAUGCUUUUGAUAUCAAUCCCCCAAAUCUGGAUGCGCUUCACUUCGGUGAUAGCUCCGCUUCUGAAUUGCUUGCAGACCUCUUCAGACGUGACUCGAAAUGGGUAUUGUCUGUGGAGGAGAGAUGCAAAUUCUUGGUCCUGGGAAAGAAUAGAGGAGCAAUGAGUGGCCUUAAAGUUCAUGUUUUCUGUCCAAUGCCGAAGGACAAAAGAGAUGCUGUGAGGCUGAUUGCUGAGAGGUGGAAGCUUGCAAUUAACUCUGUUGGCUGGGAGCCUAAACGUUUCAUUGCAAUUCAUGUUACGCCUAAAUCAAAAGUUCCGCCUCGGGUGCUUGGUAUUAAGGGCUCGACGACCACAAGUACUCCACAUCCACCAGCUUACGAUCCUUUAGUAGAUAUGGAUCCUAGGCUAGUUGUUUCUUUUCCAGAUUUGCCUCGGGAAGCAGAUAUAAGUGCAUUGGUCUUGAGAUUUGGUGGGGAAUGUGAAUUAGUAUGGUUGAACGACAAGAAUGCGUUGGCUGUAUUCAGCGAUCCUGCUCGAGCUGCUACUGCAAUGAGACGGUUGGAUCAUGGGACAGCUUAUCAUGGAGCCAGUUUUCUUCAGAAUGGUGGUGCAUCCGCAUCAUCUAAUGGAAAUGCUUGGGGAGGGGAGAAUGCUAACAAGGAAGGUGGAGCAUUGAAGAGUAGCAAUCCAUGGAAAAGGGCCGUAGUUCAGGAUUCUAGUUGGAAGGAGACUUCAUGGGGUGACGAAGAGUGGUCUGGUCCGUCUAUCGACGUGCAGGCAUCCGUAUGGAAAAGAGAAGCUCCCCUACCUGCUUCACUUAAUCGGUGGCACGCUUUAGACCCCGAAUCUUCUGGAAGUUCUUCUGCUCAAUCUGUCGAACACAAUCCUGGAAGUCGAGUAGGGCGUUCCUCUUCUUCAGGAUCUGAAUCAGGCACAAGUAGAAGUUUGAAUUCUUUGGGGACGCAGGUUGUAGCAGAUAAUGAAACAAACAUGUCGGAAGUGGCAGAUGAUUGGGAGAAAGCUUAUGACUGAAACGAUGGAAACUUCCGUAGUUGAUAAAUAAAAGUAGACGGUGAAGAAGACUCACUCCCCAUGAGGUAAUACUGUUGGAUGUUUGGUGCAGCCUUCCUGUCCUUAUAUUUUUCAUUUUUCAUCACUAUAUUCGAACGUGUUGUUUUCGGAGGCGGUUCGAGUUUGAAACUAAGUUUGUAGGUAAUACAUGUUUUUUGAGAGAAUAAUUCGAUGUAGGAUGUUAGAUUUUACAACACCAUAGGGUUUGAUAUGGCAUAAAGAUCAAAAGGCCAUCUUUUCCAGCUGCUCUGCCGAUGCGGCCUCUAUGUACCGAAGAUAUAUCUGUUCUAAUUCUUUCCAUAGUUUUGAGUUCCAAGUAUUUCAGAACAUAUAAUAAUAUGAAGUUUUGCACUAA
Molecule: messenger RNA, 3962 nt
Organism: Cucurbita moschata (crookneck pumpkin)
Lineage: Eukaryota; Viridiplantae; Streptophyta; Magnoliopsida; Cucurbitales; Cucurbitaceae
Product: NF-X1-type zinc finger protein NFXL1
Exons: 2
Coding region: 257-3568 (1103 amino acids)
Biological process (GO): regulation of DNA-templated transcription
Cellular component (GO): nucleus
Molecular function (GO): zinc ion binding; DNA-binding transcription factor activity, RNA polymerase II-specific; RNA polymerase II transcription regulatory region sequence-specific DNA binding
Source: RefSeq, a predicted model, not a curated record